This is a messenger RNA of Corticium candelabrum, 1350 nucleotides long. RefSeq names its product protein rolling stone-like. Lineage: Eukaryota; Metazoa; Porifera; Homoscleromorpha; Homosclerophorida; Plakinidae. Gene Ontology annotation, cellular component: membrane. The record is from RefSeq and is a predicted model, not a curated record. Bases 254 to 1204 code for a protein of 316 amino acids. The transcript is spliced from 2 exons.
CCAAACUCCACAAAAUAGCUAAUCCACCUUCCCACAGAAUUAGUUUGUGGAGUUUGGGUAAGCUCAACCGGUUUAGGUGGAGAAUAAAGAAAAUGCGUCCUAGGUCUUCGUUUCUUAGGUUCUAAUUUGAAAACUUAAGCUUUAUGUUUGUAAAUAUACAAAUGCUUUCACAUUGGCAUGCAUAUAGAAACAAUUCAUUAUCUCGAGCUCACGUGAAAAAUCACGCAGUGAAAGUAGGAGUCGCCAAAAGAAGAUGGCAUUGAAUGCAUGCAAGACUUGCUGCGCUGAGGAGCUGCAUUGUAGGAAUAUUCUCCUUAAGCAUCCCAACUCUACGCCUUUCGUCAUAUCUGCGUGGCCUGUGAAGCACGUUGUGUUCGUGACCUAUCGUGUGGUAGUUGCUCUGUUCUGCAUUGCAUACAUCAUCCGAACAGGCUUCUACCAUACUAAGAACAGUAACGAAGACAGCACGAAAUGGUUCAUCUAUCUGACCGACUGGGGAUUUGCACUACUCACGCUACAUUUUCUAUGGUCUGCAGGAACAGCUGUGCACCAUGCAAUAACUGCUAAGUCUUCCACCGUUCCCCAACGACAACAUUACAGCGCGAACGUGCCAAUGCGUUGGUUUCAUGGAGUCGGGUGGUUUCUGUUCAAUGGAGCCGUCAACUUAUCCCUACUAGUUACUAUUCUGUUCUGGGUUCUUCUCUAUCCGAGCUCUGGAGGAAACACAAACAGCGUUAACUCGACCAGCAACAACAGUUCAGGGUCUGCAGGCUUCAGUCAGGACGCUGGACAAGACGUGGAAGUGAAUAUAGUUAUGCACACAAUAAAUUCUGUUCUCAGUCUCGCAGAUGUCUUCUUCUCAGCUACGCCGAUCAGAAUUCUACACGGGGUAUACACCAUGGUUAUUGCAUCUGUUUAUGCAGUAUUCACCAUUAUCUACUGGGCUGCGGGAGGAACAAACACAUACAACGGUCAACGUUACAUAUACCCAGUUCUUGACUAUAGUAACAAGCCGAACAAGGCAACGUUGAACAUUGUUUUGAGCGUCUUUGUUGCUUUGCCUCUCGUACAGUUAUUUACCUACGGCUGCUUUCGAUUGAGAGACUACCUAACAAAGAGAUGCAACUCACAAAAGUACUGUCUCCCAACAUCAAGCAGUGACGGUAUAGAUCAACUUGAGGACUUGAUAUCAUCAAAGAUUUAGCAAACACUAAAAGUCCUGACAUAACAUCGUCAUGACAUUACGCAUAUGAUUUGUAGACGGUUUGUUGUAGUUAGGAAUUAGAUACCAUAAAUUGCUCGUGUUGCUGCACAUCGAAUUAUAAAACUACAAGACCUGAUCAAUCAUCA